Triplophysa dalaica is the source of this 2849-nucleotide messenger RNA. RefSeq names its product protein phosphatase 5, catalytic subunit (gene ppp5c). NCBI's taxonomy places the organism in Eukaryota, Metazoa, Chordata, Actinopteri, Cypriniformes, Nemacheilidae. The record is from RefSeq and is a predicted model, not a curated record. The coding region runs from base 19 to 1464 and encodes 481 amino acids. The transcript is spliced from 13 exons. Gene Ontology annotation, molecular function: protein binding; protein serine/threonine phosphatase activity. Gene Ontology annotation, cellular component: nucleus; cytosol.
GAAUACGGCAGCGAGAAGAUGGCGGAAGAGGAGCGGAGUGCCAGUGCAGAGAAACUCAAGGAGACGGCGAAUAACUACUUUAAAGAUAAGGACUAUGAGAACGCAAUCAAGUAUUACUCAGAAGCACUGGAGUUGAACCCCACCAAUGCCGUCUACUGCAGUAACAGGAGUCUGGCCUACCUGCGCACCGAGUGCUAUGGCUACGCACUGGCAGAUGCCACUCGAGCCUUGGAGCUGGACAAGAAUUAUAUCAAGGGCUACUAUCGGCGCGCCACCUCCAACAUGGCCCUCGGCAAGUUCAAGGCCGCGCUCAAGGAUUACGAGACGGUAGUGCGAGUGCGGCCCCAUGACAAAGAUGCCAAGAUGAAGUACCAGGAAUGUAAUAAGAUCGUCAAACGGAAGGCCUUUGAACGGGCCAUCGCUGGCGACGAACUCAAACGCUCUGUAGUCGACUCCUUAGACAUCGAGAGCAUGACGAUCGAGGACGACUAUACUGGACCUAAACUUGAGGAUGGAAAGGUUACGCUGGAGUUCAUGAAAGAAUUGAUGGCCUGGUUCAAAGACCAGAAGAAACUGCACAGAAAGUGUGCUUACCAGAUUCUGGUUCAAGUGAAAGAGCUUUUAUCCAAACUUCCUAGUCUUGUUGAAAUAACAUUAGAAGAGACAGAGAAAAUAACUAUUUGUGGGGACACACAUGGCCAGUACUAUGAUCUUUUAAAUAUCUUUGACUUGAAUGGUUUGCCGUCUCCAACUAAUCCUUAUCUGUUCAACGGUGACUUCGUGGACCGCGGCUCUUUCUCUUUAGAGGUCAUUCUCACACUCUUUGGCUUCAAACUGCUUCAUCCAGACCACUUUUACCUUCUUAGAGGUAACCACGAGACGGAUAACAUGAAUCAGAUGUAUGGGUUCGAGGGUGAGGUCAAAGCGAAGUAUACCGCUCAGAUGUUCCAGCUCUUCAGUGAGGUCUUCCAGUGGCUUCCGCUCGCUCAAUGCAUCAACAGCAAAGUCCUGGUCAUGCACGGAGGACUGUUUAGCGAAGAUGGCGUGACUUUAGAUGACAUCAGAAAGAUCGACAGAAACAGGCAGCCCCCGGAUUCGGGUCCAAUGUGCGACCUCCUGUGGUCGGAUCCUCAGCCGCAGAACGGGCGAUCUAUCAGUAAGCGGGGCGUGAGCUGUCAGUUUGGGCCUGAUGUCACCGAGCGCUUCUUGGAACAAAAUAAACUGGAGAUCAUAAUUCGCAGUCAUGAGGUGAAAGGAGAGGGUUAUGAGGUCACUCACUCAGGGAAGUGCAUCACCGUGUUCUCCGCGCCAAACUACUGUGAUCAGAUGGCUAAUAAAGGAGCUUACAUUCACCUCAGGGGAUCAGACCUUAAGCCAGAGUUUCAUCAGUUUACUGCUGUGCCUCAUCCAAAUGUCAAGCCGAUGGCAUAUGCCAACUCUCUCAUGCAGAUGGGGAUGAUGUAGGAUGAUGAAGCCUUUGGUGCUCAUUUUAUCCCACAUAAGCUGCUCCGGUCUCAAGUCCACACCCGUUCCUCCAGAUCCACUGUCACAUUCUUCUUCUUAUGUUUUGAACAAACUGUUUAUUCCUAGUGUACACACACAUACAAUUUUACAGUGUUCAUUAUGCCUGUGCUUUCAGCUGUUGUUUUGGGUAGAAAUCAAAAAUUGGUGACGCCUUGACAUAAAAAGAUCAUUGUUGCGUUAAACAAGCCCCCCCGCCCAUCAUUAAUGUGUUCAUUGAUAUUGAGCUGCUUGGUUUUGAAAUAUCACAAUUAGAUGUUUAACUAUCUUAAAGGGAUACUUAACCCAAAAAUGAAAAUCCUGUCGUCAUUUAUUCAUCUUAGAGUUGUUCCAAAUCUGUAUACAUGUAUUUGCUCUGAUAGAUAUUUGAAAGAACGCUUAUAACCAGACAGAUUUUGCACCCCAUUGACUCCCGUAGUAGGAAAAUUACAAAGGGAGUCAGUUGUGCCCUGGAACCGUUUGCUCUCCAACAUUCUUCAAAAUAUCUUCCUUUGUGUUCAACAGAUUUUUCCCUACCAUGGGACUGCUAAAUUUGGAGUGUUCAUCCAAAUAUCUGUCUCUGUGUUCAUCAUAACAAACAAAUGCAUGCAGAUUUGGAACAACUCGAAGGAGAGUAAAUGAUGACAAAGUUUUCAUUUUGGGGUGAACAAUGCCUUUAAGCAGGAGCUUGUACCAAAGAAUGAGCAGGAACACGAUGCAUCACAAAGUAAUAGUGUUAGACCAGAACUUGAGACAUGGGAGAUCUACAUAAAGCCUUUAUUUUUUUUAAUUAAGGCACCUGUGUACAAAUGCAGAAUGAAUACUCUUAUGUCCAGUUUUGGGAGGUCGGACAGUGUGGUACUGUAGCUGUGAACUAUGUUUCAAAAACAUGAAAAGGCCAUUUUUCUUAUGUUAAAAGCCAGAUUUCAUUAAAAAAACACCAAUAACGCCAUCUUAUGCAUCUGUUUUUUAUGUGGCCCACAACAAAUGUACAAACUUUAGGGACUGUAUGACUCAGUAGCUGACCACAUACUUUUUCGGCUCUUUCUCUUUCAGCAUGGGGAAGGUGCAGUAUUGUAAAGCUCAGUAGUUGUUUGGUUUUCUUCAUUUUGUAGGCGACCACUAUAUGUUUGUCUAGCAGCUCCUGUACAUUCUGUGUGAACUAAAUAAAACCGCAGAAAUCUACCUUCCUCUCUUAAGCGCACAGCAGCCAAUGCCCUUGACUUUUUAGAGGAUAUUAUGUACACCGACGUGUAUGUAUAUAUUUAAAUAUAUACUGUAUCAUUGGAAUUUCUGUGUACAUGUUUGGAAAAAAGAAGUUAUUAAAUAAAAAAAUGCUGGUCCAAUAA